Messenger RNA from Platichthys flesus (European flounder), 1410 nucleotides. RefSeq names its product ankyrin repeat and SOCS box protein 9-like. Gene Ontology annotation, biological process: positive regulation of protein catabolic process; intracellular signal transduction; protein ubiquitination. The record is from RefSeq and is a predicted model, not a curated record. Gene Ontology annotation, molecular function: protein binding. NCBI's taxonomy places the organism in Eukaryota, Metazoa, Chordata, Actinopteri, Pleuronectiformes, Pleuronectidae. Bases 120 to 926 code for a protein of 268 amino acids. The transcript has 7 exons.
CAGAUGAGGACACAACACUUUUCAGAUGUGCUCUGACUCGCAGCUCAGCCUCCAUUCCAAAAAGCCUCUCGGGCGAAACAAUGAAAGAGUAAAAACAGAUUUGGGAAAAACACAAGGACAUGAAUAUGUCUGCUGGGCACAAUGAGACGCCGCGAGACACUACAUGUCAAACUGGGACUGUUGUUUUUUCCUCCAACCCUCUGAUGAGUGAUGUGGAAUCAGACUGGUCUCCAAUUCACGACGCAGCCUUUAAUGGACGAGUUCUCGCUCUGCAAAGACUCAUUACUCAGGGUAAAUGUGUCAAUCUGAACACACUGGACCAGGUCUCUCCUCUCCAUGGGGCUUGUGUACAGGGCCACGAGGCUUGUGCCAAACUUCUGAUAGACAACGGGGCAGAUGUAAACAGAUUGACGGUGGAUGGCAAAUCUCCCCUGACAGAGGCCUGCGCCCGGGGUCACGUGACCCUCGUAGCGUUACUCCUUCAGCACGGAGCGACUCCCGUGGGGACCAGCCACUCCAGCUCUCCAAUCCACCGGGCUGCAGCCAAAGGUCACCCGGAGUGCAUCGCUCCUCUCGUUCAGCACGGUGCAGAUGUGGAUCAGUACAUUGAACAGCUGGGUUCCCCUCUGCACGUCGCCUGUUCCAAUCGGCACCCGGGUGCUGCGAGGAAACUGCUGCAGCUCGGAGCCGGUGUGAACCACAGUGCGUCGGGUGACUCGCCCCUGCACAUCGCAGCUCGUCUGUCCGACCCCGAGCUGGUGUCUCUGCUGCUCGACCACGGGGCCGACCGCUCCCUCAGGAACCCAGAGGGCAAACGGCCGCUGGACCUCGCACCCCCCAGCAGCCCGGCAGAGAGGCGUCUGAGACAAGCAGGAGGUAUUCAACAAACUGAAUGUGCCUCCUCUAAUGCAGAUGUGCAGGCUUAACAUCAGGAGAGCUGUGGGCAAGCGAAGGCUGGGUGGGAUUCAUGACCUUCACCUCCCCACAGAACUGAAACACUACCUCCUCUACCAUUAAGAACCCUGGGAAGAUUUCAUACACUGAAAAACUCAACCCCUCAAGAUCAGAGCAGUUCACCUCUACGUCCAUAGGGGGCGGACUUGCACAGUCUUACAAGGAGACGACUACAUCAUGGCUGAUGGUUGAGAUGGUCAUCGACUGUAAUUCUCCUUAGUGACAGACUCUGAUGAUAAAUAGGGACUUUAUCAUGGGGACCUAAAAGUCCUGCUGCAAGAUGUGAAUAUUCAUAAACAAAAACGCAUGCGUAUAAGAAUGAGAGUAUAAGCCCAGGAGGCCAAGCAAAGACUGCAAAAUGAGCUAUAAAUAAUUAUUUUGAAUAUUACACAACACACCAUUAAGCUAAUGUUGUUUUUUUGUAAUGUCUGGCAAUAAAAUACUUCGUGUUUGGUG